Molecule: messenger RNA, 931 nt
Organism: Mustela erminea (ermine)
Lineage: Eukaryota; Metazoa; Chordata; Mammalia; Carnivora; Mustelidae
Exons: 5
Coding region: 1-672 (223 amino acids)
Source: RefSeq, a predicted model, not a curated record
AUGCGAAGCCUUGACCGGAACGCAUACCCUCCCUCGUCCUCCGACCCCCAGGGCGAACAGCUCGACCUUGAGGGACGGGCGUCUUGUUUGCCGGCAGGAAGCUGGAGUGUGGUGUGCAGGAGACACGGCCCUUCUGCCCGCCUGGCCGGCCUCAGCCGCACGGGGAGAAAUGAUGACGAGGACGCUCGUUCCGCCCAGGAGCUCGUCUCCAUAGCCUGGAAGCUACGAACCGUGAGCCUCAGGGCCGGCCCUCAGCAGCCCAGCGACAGGAAGCAGGAGCGAGUUCACCGUUUUAACUGUUCAGAGUGGAUGCCUCUGCUCCAGCGGAAUGUGACGGCCCGGUCUGCGCGUGAGACGAACUCAGAGGUGCUGUGGCCCUGGUGGGGUGGGGCUCCGGACAGGAAGCUGCCGAGCACGGGAACAGAUGCAGCAGUGCCCGCCGGCUCCACCUGCUGCCCGCGACGGGGGGAGAGCGACGGGGCAGAGGAGAAUCGUACGGAUGGGGACCCGGGUUACUUCCGGAACACGGCGCAGCUCAGCGCCAAUGGCGGGGGCCGGCGGGUGAUGGGGAAACAGACACUGCCCUUGGAACGGCCCCCAUCUUCAGGCUUGCCUCUCCAUCACCCCCUUAGUCAGCCCCAGAACACAGAGAUGCCUUCGGUUGGGGGCUGAAUCGUGUCACCCCAAAGAGACGUUGAAGUCCUCACCCCCGAGUGCCUCGGAAGAUGAGCUGCUUUGGACAGAGGCUCACUGCAGACGCACUCAGUUAAGACGAGGUCGCCCUGGAGUAGCGCCGGCCUGUAACCCAGCCUGGCCGGUGACCCCACGACAAGGGGAGACGUGGACACGGGCACACGUGAGGGGCGAUGCCGUGGGGUGGCAGAGGCAGGGACAGGAGCUGUGCCCAGCUGGGCUGCCAGGGGCCCCUCCC